ACACAUGCAUGCCAAUAGGAGGUUAAGAUUUUAGGAUUUACAUCACAUGGUUCAGUUAACUUUUCAAACAACAUUAAAUUAAGAAAAUGGGAAAAGCGAAGAAAGUGAAAGUUUCCAAAGGUGAAACAAAACAACUAAAAAUGGCAUUGGGAGAUCAAAUGGAAGAUGAAAAAACAGUAAAACCAAAAAAUAGGCAUAAAAUCAGAAUUCGAGAUGAUGAAGAUGAAAAGUUUGUGGAUUCUUCUCUUACAAAGAAGAUUUUGUCUCAAGCCAGGAAACAACAGAUUGAAAUAGAGGAAGAGUCUGGAAUAGGAAUGACAAAAAAAUCAGUAAAGCAACCGACAGUAAAACUUGAUCCAGAAUUUAGCGAUACAGAAGAAGAACUUAGUGAUAAUGAACAUGAUAAUUCGAAGUUUUACGAAAACAUUGUAAUUAAUGAAGAAGACGAGCGUGCUAUACAAAUGUUCAUGUCUAAAGAUGCUGCACCAAUGAGAACAUUAGCUGACAUAAUAUUAGAAAAAUUAACAGAAAAGAAAACAGAAAUUGAAAGUCAAUUUUCAGAAGUAGAUUCUAUGCAAAUGCAAGAGUUAGAUCCACGAGUAAAAUCAAUGUAUGAAGGUGUUCGAGAUGUUUUAGUAAAAUAUCGCAGUGGAAAAUUACCUAAAGCAUUUAAAAUUGUACCCACCUUAAGGAAUUGGGAACAAAUAUUAUAUAUUACAGACCCACCAAAGUGGUCAGCUGCAGCAAUGUACCAAGCUACUAGAAUAUUUGCAUCUAAUCUUAAAGAAAAGAUGGCACAAAGGUUUUAUAAUUUGGUAUUGUUACCACGAAUUAGAGAUGACUUAGCAGAGUAUAAGAGAUUAAACUUUCAUCUAUAUCAAGCAUUACGAAAGGCAUUAUUUAAACCUGCUGGUUUUAUGAAAGGGAUUUUACUUCCAUUAUUAGAAUCUGGAACCUGUACAUUAAGAGAAGCUGUUAUUAUUGGAUCUGUAAUUGCUAAGAAUUCAAUUCCAAUUUUACAUUCUUCUGCAGCAGUAUUAAAGAUUGCAGAAAUGGAUUACACAGGAGCAAAUAGUAUUUUUCUCAGAAUAUUUCUAGAUAAAAAGUAUGCACUUCCAUACAGAGUCAUAGAUGGCCUUGUGUUUCACUUCUUGAGGUUUAAGAGAGAUCCCAGAGAAUUACCAGUUUUAUGGCAUCAAGCAUUACUAACAUUUGUACAGCGUUAUAAGAGUGAUAUCAGUUCGGAACAAAAAGAGGCUUUAUUGGAAUUAUUAAAAAAGCAAUCUCAUCAUUCAAUCACUCCCGAAGUACGAAGAGAAUUACAACAUGCUAAAUGUAGGGAUUUAGAAAUUACUGAAUCUAUACCAGAACCAAUGGUUUGCUGAGAGUUUAACUUUAUAAAAGUUUAUAUUAUGAAAUAUGUAAUUUAAUAUUGUUUUAUUAAUCUUUAAUAAAACAAAGAUUCUCCUAACA
This is a messenger RNA of Megalopta genalis, 1473 nucleotides long. It is a transcript of the gene bys, whose product is annotated as Bystin. NCBI's taxonomy places the organism in Eukaryota, Metazoa, Arthropoda, Insecta, Hymenoptera, Halictidae. Gene Ontology annotation, molecular function: snoRNA binding. Gene Ontology annotation, biological process: rRNA processing. The record is from RefSeq and is a predicted model, not a curated record. Gene Ontology annotation, cellular component: nucleolus; preribosome, small subunit precursor; cytoplasm.